CAGAACCACACUAGCGUAACUCCAAAUUUUUCGAUAUUCUGGUUUUGAGCAUUCUGUAUAUAUUUUUUUCUGCUUUAUAAAGCCAUAACAAUGUAACUCCUUAAAAAAAAACCUAGCAGGAAAUAGGAGUGUUUGAAAUAGCUUAAUUCCAAAGGGAUGUAAGAACCAGAACAGCGUAAGGUCACUUAAUAUGUUAUGGUCCUCACAAAAAUUUAAAAAGUACAGAGCGUAACUCCAGCUGGGGAGUUACGCUACUCUGGCUCAACUUUAUUGUUGCUAGAAUGGUUGAUACAAACAGCUGUUUUAUUUUCUAGAGUAGUUGUGCAUGUCUCAGCUGAUUGGUCGAAUGUGAAAUUUACAUGAAUUGAUGCCCUAACCUAAACUUAUAGUUUCAUCAACAUGAGCAGCAGAGCGAAACUUAUUUUACAAUUAGCUUUGGAGGACAAUGUAAAUAAUUCUCAGCAAUUACUAUUAUUACCAGAACAAACUACUAAAGAAAACAAUGAAACAAACGUCUUAAGCUUGUCUUCGAUGGACACAAAUCCUGCACCCUCAUUGACAUCAUUACAGGCAGUUGAUCCGUUUGUUCUUCUCAACAAUGAAAAUGAAUAUAUAAUGGAAGUCGAAUCAGAAAGUAAUAAAGAAUUCGCUACUGAUGAAAAUAUUGUUUGGAAUGAUGGUAUUACCAACCAGGAUUUUCAGUCAUAUGAUAUCUCCUUUUCAUCGCAAGGCCUAGUUGCUGAAGAAGAGGAUAGUCUUCAAGAAUUGGCUGUCUCUGGUAAUGCAGAUAUCCCAUCACCAGGAACUUCUGUUUUGUCAUCUAACGUAGAUGACACUGAUAUUGAUAGCACAUACUGUCCUCGUUUCAACUCAGAGUCAGAACUAUCUACUGAUGAGUCUAUAGUGAGUAUUCCUAGAGUUGCUUCAAAGGUUUCAAGUGACAGUACUUCUUAUGUGAGGAGGAGCCAAAAGAUAGCUCAAGACAAAAUUCUACUGGUUCCUUACACUGAUUCGGACACGGAGGAAGAAGCAAACAAAACCAAUCCUAAUGUAAAAAAAGGAAAGAAGAGGGUGAGGAAUGAAAACAAAUGGAAAAAAUGUGUGAGGAAACAGCUAAGAGUUAGUGGAAAAAACUAUCUUAGUGCUAAGGGAGCAGAGAUUAAAGCAAGAUCUCUGAAAUCUCCUUGCAAAUCUACUUGCCGUCUCAAGUGCUAUCAGCGCUUUACCAAAGAUCAGAGAGAAGGUAUAUUUUCAGAUUUUUGGAGAGAAGACAGAGACUGGGAUUCUAAACGUCAGUUUGUUGUUUCCUGUAUAAGCAGCAAGCCUGUCGCUAGGUCCAGGAAGAAAGAUGGCUCAAAGGGAAACCGGGCUCAAAGUAAUAAAUUUAGUUUUCAAAUAAAUAGUUGUGAAGAAAUAGUCUGCAAAACAUUUUUCCUAAACACUCUGGCUAUCUCUGAGAUGUUUAUGCGAAUAUCACAACAGAAAACAAGCACGACAGGAAUGGUUGAGCCUGACCAAAGAGCACCUGAAAUUGAAGGCGACAACACAAACCAUGAUGAGUUUGUUGACGAACCCGAUGAACUGGUUGACGAUGGAGGUGACAAUCAAGAAAUGCCAGCACGCAGAUAA
This is a messenger RNA of Homalodisca vitripennis (glassy-winged sharpshooter), 1629 nucleotides long. RefSeq lists its product as uncharacterized. Bases 400 to 1629 code for a protein of 409 amino acids. The record is from RefSeq and is a predicted model, not a curated record. The transcript has 4 exons. NCBI's taxonomy places the organism in Eukaryota, Metazoa, Arthropoda, Insecta, Hemiptera, Cicadellidae.